ACAGUUUACUAUUCUAUUACAGUACACCUCAAGAUCUACCUUAAUAACACAUUCUGGAACAUUAUAACAAUUCAGAAUCAAAAGACAUGGACAGCACUACAGCAGCUAAUAUGUCAGUUGUGAAGGAUUCUCCAUUAUUAAGAGAUCAUGUUGUUCUUGUGGAGGGGCGUAUGUUUGUAUCAUUCACCAACCACCUUGAUGCUAUCAGAAAUAUGAGCAAAUACAAGAUGAGAGAUGAUGACGUACUUAUAAGUUCAUACCCACGAUCUGGUACACAUUGGACUACAGCAAUGGUAGACUUAGUUAUGAAGGAAGGAGAUGUAGAAGCUGUUCAGAAUGUAAACAUACAUGACAGAAGCAGUUGGUUGGAGUACUCUAAAGCAGCAUGGGCAGGUACCUUAGACAUCCUAGCGGGAGAAUGGGGAGAGAAUCCUAUGGACGAAGCUGAGAGAGUAGAGUCUCCACGUUUAUUCUCAACACAUCUAGGCUAUGAUAAUGUUCCAGAAGAUGUCCGACAAGGGAAAUGUAAGGUGAUUGUAACACUGAGGAAUCCAAAGUCAGUAUUAGCCAGUCUCUAUAAGUUUAACCAGUCAGCCGCAAUGGACGCAGUAUUUGACAAGAAACCUGACCAGGAUCUAGUACUUGACUGCCAACUUACUGAUGAACUUUACAGAACACACUAUGGGCCAUGGAUGAAUAAUAUAGAGCAAUGGUGGAUUCACAAAGAUGAACUUAAAGGCAAAAUUUUGUUUGUGGUAUAUGAAGAAAUGAUAAAGAAUAUGCCUAAAGUCCUUAAGGAAGUUGCUGAAUUUUUAAACAAGGAUAUUCCAGAAGAAAGAAUUCAUAAAAUGGCUGACUACCUCAAGUUUGACAACAUGAAGCAAAGCAAAGCGACAGGAGAUGCCUUGGGAAAGAUGAAACAGGGAGCCAAGGUUGACAAAAAUACAGAACUGACACACAUGUGUAAAGGUACCAUAGACGACUGGAAGAAUGUGUUCACAGUGGCACAGAAUGAAAGAAUGGACAAAUUCUACACAGACAGACUGGAAAAAAUAGGACUAAAACUUGAUUUUGAAUGAUUCCAAAACCAUCACUUCAGCUGAAUAUCUGUUAUCAAUUUUCAUAAAGCAAAAACUCUUACAUAUCAAUAAGGAGCACUCUGUUUGUAUCAAGGAGGAUUGGAUCCCAGAAUGCAAUAUU
This is a messenger RNA of Owenia fusiformis, 1200 nucleotides long. The record is from the annotation of a GenBank genome assembly. Lineage: Eukaryota; Metazoa; Annelida; Polychaeta; Sabellida; Oweniidae.